AUAUUUCGUCGUCUGUGGUUCGAAGUCAAUCAUUUUAUGUCACAACACAACAUACAAGUUAACGAAUAACGACCCAUUUUCUUAUAUUUUGAAGUACCUACUCAUUUCAGAAUGAAUAUUUUACCAAAAAAGAGAUGGCAUGUCAGAACCAAGGAUAAUAUUGCUAGAGUACGAAGAGAUGAAGCCAGAGCUGAAGAAGAAAGAAAUGAAAAGGAGGAACGACAAAAGUUUGCCGAAAGGGAAGCCAGAACACAAUUUUUGAGAGACAGAGCCAGAGAAAGGGUGGGAUUGAAAGAUUUUAUACCAUUAUCAUCUAAAAGUGAACAGCCUCAAUCUGAUGGUCAUAUAAAUUUAUUUGAGGAAUUAGAAGAUGGACAGGAAGAAAGUAAAAGAACAAAUAAGGAACAUGAAAAGGAAAAAAAAGAAGAAACUGAAAAAUAUGAGAAACAAAUUGGAUAUCUUACAUAUUUAGGUCAAGAUACCAAUGAAGCUUUAGGAAAAAGAGAUUGGUAUGAUGAGAUUCCAAUUAGAGAUUCUUUUGAUAAAGAUGAAGUGAACAUCAAAAGCAAAUUAAAAGAAGAUCCAUUAGAAAUAAUGAAGAAAUAUAUCCCUUCAAGUUUCAAGGAGAAAAAAACUUCUGGAUACAUAUUCCCAACAAAAAGUGAUAUAACAAUUGAAUAUCCACUGAAAUCUGAGAGAGAACAUAGAGAAAAAGAUCUUAAAAAUAAAAAACGAAGCUUCAAAAGUAAGUCUCACAAACAUAAAAAGAGACGGCGGAACAAAUAUGAUUCAGACUCAAAUGAAUCUGAAAAUGAGAAGACACACAAAAAAUUUAAUGUAUCAGAUUCCUCUGAUGUAUCUAAAAAGAAAAAACUUGAUUUAUUGAGAGCAGAAAGAUUGAAUAGAGAAAGACAAGAAAGGCAUAGGACUGAUUUACUUCUCAAUGAAAUGAAAAGUAUUUCUAACUGUUCAGAAACAAUUCAAAGAAAAUAUAACUCACAAUUCAAUCCCAACAUAGCACGACAAAAUCAAUAUAAUUGAACAUUGACAGUAGAAAGUGUUAAUAUUUACUUUUAAAACAGUUCAAACCAAUAUCUUGCUACAAAAAGAUAUGAUCUGAAUAAAAGAAUACUACUGAAAUAA
Harmonia axyridis is the source of this 1143-nucleotide messenger RNA. Its product is annotated as leukocyte receptor cluster member 1 homolog. The record is from RefSeq and is a predicted model, not a curated record. NCBI's taxonomy places the organism in Eukaryota, Metazoa, Arthropoda, Insecta, Coleoptera, Coccinellidae. The coding region runs from base 112 to 1041 and encodes 309 amino acids. The transcript has 3 exons.